Messenger RNA from Haliaeetus leucocephalus (bald eagle), 2040 nucleotides. RefSeq names its product solute carrier family 22 (organic cation/zwitterion transporter), member 4 (gene SLC22A4). The record is from RefSeq and is a predicted model, not a curated record. The coding region runs from base 3 to 1664 and encodes 553 amino acids. The transcript has 10 exons. Gene Ontology annotation, biological process: transmembrane transport; carnitine transport. Gene Ontology annotation, cellular component: membrane. Gene Ontology annotation, molecular function: ATP binding; transmembrane transporter activity. Lineage: Eukaryota; Metazoa; Chordata; Aves; Accipitriformes; Accipitridae.
CCAUGCGCGACUACGAUGCGGUCACCGCUUUCCUGGGCGAGUGGGGCCGCUUCCAGCGGCUCGUCUUCUUCCUCCUCAGCGCCAGCAUCGUUCCCAACGGCUUCAACGGGAUGUCGGCCGUUUUCCUGGCCGGCACCCCCGAGCACCGGUGCGCCGUGCCCGGCGGGGCCAACCUGAGCGGCGAAUGGCGCAACGCCAGCAUCCCGCUGGAGCUGCGGGAAGGGCGGGCGGCGCCGAGCCGCUGCCGCCGGUACCGCCUGGCCGCGCUCGCCAACUUCUCGGCGCUGGGGCUGCGGCCCGGCUCCGACGUGGAGCUGGGGUCGCUGGAGCAGGAGCCCUGCCUGGACGGCUGGGAGUACAGCCGCGACGUCUACCGCUCCACCAUCGUCACCGAGUGGAACCUGGUGUGCGAGGAUGACUGGAAAGCCCCGCUGACCACCUCCCUCUUCUUCGUGGGGGUCCUCAUCGGCUCCUUCAUCUCGGGGCAGCUCUCGGACAGGUUUGGCAGGAAGAAUAUCCUUUUCUCAACGAUGGCCGUGCAGACUGGCUUCAGCUUCCUGCAGAUCUUCUCUACCAGCUGGGAGAUGUUCACAGUGCUCUUUCUCAUAGUGGGGAUGGGACAGAUCUCUAACUACGUGGUGGCCUUCAUACUGGGAACAGAAAUUCUUGGCAAAUCAGUUCGUAUUAUAUUCUCUACAUUAGGAGUUUGCAUAUUUUUUGCAAUUGGCUACAUGUUGCUGCCACUGUUUGCUUACUUCAUCAGAGACUGGCGGAUGCUGCUGCUGGCGCUCACUGUCCCGGGGCUGUUCUGCAUCCCGCUAUGGUGGAUCAUUCCUGAAUCCCCUCGGUGGCUGAUCUCCCAGGGAAGAUAUAAGGAGGCAGAAGUUAUUAUCCGAAAGGCUGCAAAAAUAAAUGGCGUUCCAGCCCCAGCCGUGCUUUUCGACACCGCGGAGAUGCAGGAUUCGAAGCCUCAGCAGCAGCAGAAGGCUAUCCUUCUGGACCUAUUUCGAACCCGAAACAUUGCAACUAUUACUAUUAUGUCAUUACUUUUGUGGUUUUUCACGUCAGUUGGUUACUUUGGCUUGUCCCUCAGCACUCCAAACUGGCAUGGAAAUGCUUACAUCAACUGUUUCCUCUCAGCUGUUAUUGAAGUUCCAGCUUACGUGAUUGCCUGGCUUCUCCUCCGCUCCCUCCCUCGGCGCUACUCCUUAUCUGGCACCUUGUUUUUAGGGGGAGGUGUCGUCCUCUUCAUUCAGCUGGUUCCUGCAGAUUUUAACGUCCUGUCUGUUGGCCUGGUGAUGCUUGGAAAAUUUGGCAUCACAGCUGCAUUUUCAAUGCUUUAUGUCUACAAUGUGGAGCUAUACCCAACGCUAGUGCGAAACAUGGCAGUUGGAGCUACUUCCACGGCUUCCAGGCUGGGCAGCAUCAUCGCUCCGUACUUUGUUUACCUGGGUGCCUACGACAGAUUCCUACCAUAUAUCCUGAUGGGAAGCCUGACUGUGCUGAUCGGAAUCCUUACCCUGUUUCUCCCAGAAAGCCACGGCAAUCCCCUGCCUGAGAACUUUGAGCAAAUGCUGAAGGUGAAAUGUUUCAGAAAUGGGCAACAAACCACUGGCAUUAGGAAUUCAAAGAAGAAUUCUAAAAUUCUGAUAACACCCCUGUGAAGAAGGAUGCACACUCUCAGAGGGGCUGAAAGAAGAACAAGAUCUCUGCAAAAUACGUUUUCUGCCAGAGGAGAACAAACAAAACCCAACAGUCAGUGCUACCGCACCACAGUUAUUAUCUCCUGUGCUACUGUACCCAAAUACAUAGUUUACUGAACAGAUGCUGUCUACUCCCGUAAGACUCUUGGUCUGUAAUUCAGUGUCUUGAUACCUGGAGUUUGUCAGCAGAUACAGUCCCUGUUGAGAAAUGGGGACCUGCAUGUGCUUAACAUGAUGAAUUCAAGGAGUGAGCUAGAAAUGAGCCUUAGGAAUAAUACAGCAAUGACUCCAGUCAGUCAGGUUCUCCAUGAAAGCUGCUUUAAAGGAAAAAAAAAAA